AUGGAGGCGCACAUUCAAAAGGCGCUGCUGGAUCGCAUCUAUGAGCGCCGCAAAGCUGCCACUCUGGAUUUGGAGCGACAGGUGCGCGAGGCUCUGGUGCGAGGGGAACGCUCAAAGAUCGAUACCAUCGUCCAGCAGCUGUGUGCGCUGCUUCUAAGCUCCUCCCCGAACAAUGUCAAUGCCCGCAACGGGGGUUUGAUCGGCCUCGCUGGUCUUGGGAUUGCGCUUGGCCAAGAGAUCGCCCCUUAUUUGCAGCAGGUCGUGCCGCCCAUCCUGCAGUGCUUCAUCGACCCGGAUAGCAAGAUCAGAUACUUUGCAUGCGAGAGCUUCUACAACAUUGCAAAAGUCUGCAAAGGCGAGAUUCUCAUCUUCUUUAACGAAAUCUUCGAUGCGCUAUCCAAGCUUGCAGCCGACUCGGAGCUCUCUGUCAAGAAUGGCGCCGAGCUGCUCGACCGGCUCUUGAAGGACAUCGUCUGCGAGGCCGCACCGCACUAUGUCUCGCGCACGCAAGACCUGUCGCGCAUUCGUGCCCAGCAGGAUGCGCGAAAUGGUUCCAUCAGCGGUGAUGCAGAGCUCGAUGUCGGGCGUCAAAAGGUAGCCGCAGAGCGCUUCUCCCACCUUUCCUUUGGAGAAGAGGCGCUUGACAGAGCCCAGACGGAUAUGGUAGCCAACAAGAUGUUCAGUCUCGCACAAUUCAUUCCUCUGCUUUCGGAGAGGAUCUACGUCCUCUCUCCUUUUACCCGGAAUUUUCUCGUCAGCUGGAUCACGGUCCUUGACUCGAUCCCGCAGCUGGAGCUCGUCAGCUUCCUGCCUGCCUUCCUCGACGGCCUGCUCAAGUACCUGAGCGACCCCAACACGGACGUCCGCGUCGCAACGGCGAAUGUCCUGGCGGACUUUUUGCAGAAGAUAAAGGAUGCGGCGGAGAAGAGGGAGCGAAUACGGCAGCAUCAGCGGCAGCAAAUCGAGUACGCAGAGGCCCAGCAGCAACAGCGUUCGGCUAAGAAAGAAAAGGAUGCUGCCAUUGAUUCGCCUGGCACCGAUGGCGUGCAAGUAGCUGUGCAACCCCGUACAAGGCCGAAUACGAUCAUCAAGCCUGUCCCCAGGCGCAAGAGUGCAAAUGCAACGACGAAGGUUUCUCUCUCGGCUUCGCCAACGACAGGCGCAGCAAGUGACGCGGCUGACUCAGUAAGCACAUCGAACGCCAAGUCCUUAGAACCUUCCUCUCAAGCUUCGCCAGAAGAUGCAGCUAGCUCGACAGAGCCUGCGCCUACUGCUGAAGCUGACUCGGCUGCAAGUGCCACACCUGAUACUGGCGCCCAACCAGAGGCACCAGCCGGUGACCAGAGCAUUGUGGAAAGAGAGAGCGCGCAAGACGACCGAACCAGCUAUGACGAUGAGGUUGAAGAUGACGAGGAAGGCACACAGAUCUUCGAGGAGCCAAUGCUGGAGGAUUGGGUCCCCGGGCACGAGGUGCGCGUAAACUACGCUGCGAUCUUGGAGAUCCUUCUCAACCACAUCUCCUUUCCUGACGAGGAGAUUCAGGCUACCGCGCUGCAUUGGAUCUCGGAGCUGCUGCUCGUCGUGCCUGAUGUCAUUGUGCCCUUCACACCGCGCAUUAUACCCAGCAUCCUCCCACUCAUCGCGCAUCACAGCCCGGCAAUCCAAGCUGCCGCAAAUGCAACAAACAUCAACCUGUAUCGCGUCAUUCAGCAAUUGCCAGCCCCCUCGCAACCCCCUCCAAGCAUGCCUCCUCCGAAUCGGCCGCUGUCAAGCGCUGCAGCGCGGGAGUCAAAGGAUGUCAAGGCCCCAGUUAGCAAGAUGCAGGUGCCACCGCUGUCACCGAGGAUCCGUGCACAGCCGCUGGCAGCAGCACUCGAGCACGAAAGCGGACGCUCAAGUGCAGCGGAUUCUGCGACACCCAAGCAGACUUCCUUCGGCAGCUUUGCUUCUUCCCCGCAGCCUCCGCCGGUGUCAGCAUUCGAUGGAGUGGACUACCCAAGCAAUAUCGAAGCUGAUCUGUUCGACUAUCAUGCCACCGUCAUCUCGCUCACGCUGCAACUGCUGGACGAACACGAGGAGACGCGUGUGACUGCGCUAGAGUGGCUGUUGAUGUUGCACCAAAAGGCGCCACGGAAGAUCCUGGUCAUGGAUGAUGGCACGUUUCCGGCGCUGCUCAAGACGCUCUCGGAUCCCAGCGAGGAUGUGAUCAAGGGCGACCUGCGCUUGCUCGCGCAAAUCAGCAGCGCUUCCGAGGACACUUACUUUUACUCUUUCAUGGCGAAUCUACUCAGCCUCUUCAGCACUGAUCGAAGGCUGCUCGAGACGCGCGGCAGCUUGAUCAUCCGACAGCUCUGCUCAAGCCUGCAUACGGAGCGCAUUUUCCGUACUAUGGCUGAGAUUCUCGAGCGGGAGGAGGAUCUCGAGUUUGCGAGUAUUAUGGUGCAGAAUCUGAACAUCAUCCUCGUCACGUCUCCCGAGCUCGCCGACUUUCGUAAGCGGUUGCGCAAUCUUGAGACCAAAGACGGCUCGACGCUCUUUUCCAGCCUCUACCGCUCGUGGUCGCACAACGCCGUGGCGACAUUCAGCCUGUGUCUGCUCGCGCAAGCGUACGAACAUGCCAGCAAUCUGCUGUCGAUCUUUGCAGACCUCGAAAUCACGGUCCCGUUGCUAAUCCAGAUCGACAAGCUGGUUCAGUUGCUCGAAAGCCCGGUGUUUACCUCGCUUCGGCUUCAGCUCCUUGAACCGGAGCGUUACCCAUUUCUAUUCAAAUGUCUGUAUGGACUGUUGAUGCUGCUUCCACAAUCCUCAGCCUUUGCGACGUUACGAAACCGUCUGAACGCCGUCAGCAGCCUCGGCUUUUUACAAACCGUUCCACGCGCAAGCUUUCCGGCAGGGUCGAGCGGCACAAGUGGGCCCGGCAGCGCGUCGAGUUCAAGCGCGGCAGGCUCAACGCGGAGCAAGAUGCUUGGGCGCGAGGAUCAGAUCAGAUGGAACGAGCUGCUGCUUCACUUCCGCUCAGUGCAGCUCCGGCACGAGCGCACGCGCCGUGCAGCCAUGCUAGCGUCGCAGGCCAGCGAUCGCACCUUCUCGCUCAGCCCCGAAAGCGCCCAGCACGCUGGUGGGGCGAGCUUCCCGGAUCGCAACGGCGUCUAUCCACCUGGUCCAGCGAGUCAGACAGGCAGGCGACGGGUGACGGGCGGAGGGCCCUCUCGCCGUUCAUCUACCGCUUCACCCCUCAAGUCGAUGCGGGUCGGGACCCUGGGGAAUGACUCAGUGCCGGGAAGCGUACAGUCGCACGCCAAUUCAUUCUUUGGCUUCCCAUCUGGCGUCCACAGCGAUGUCAUGCCAGCGGAGACGAACUCGCGACCGAUGAGCCCUGGCGUCGGCGCUGGUCGCAGAGGCGCUGGCGCUGCUGCUGCUGUGCCUGCCGCUGCAAUGCGAGCGCUGCCUGGCUCGCGCUAUGUGAGCAGCUCUGCAGCCCCAGGCGCCUCGUCCGUUGGUCCUCGUUGA
Messenger RNA from Tilletiaria anomala UBC 951, 3510 nucleotides. Its product is annotated as ARM repeat-containing protein. Gene Ontology annotation, cellular component: PAS complex; fungal-type vacuole membrane; endosome membrane. The record is from RefSeq and is a predicted model, not a curated record. The transcript is spliced from 3 exons. Gene Ontology annotation, molecular function: protein binding. Gene Ontology annotation, biological process: positive regulation of kinase activity; phosphatidylinositol biosynthetic process. Lineage: Eukaryota; Fungi; Basidiomycota; Exobasidiomycetes; Georgefischeriales; Tilletiariaceae. Bases 1 to 3510 code for a protein of 1169 amino acids.